AUGGCCACCCUCUCUGGCUUCCUCGAUACAUCGUCAAUGCCGAUGUUACACGCCAGAGAUAUUGCUGCUGUGAUAUGUACAGCUUCUUUGGUGCGCCGUAUUGCCAACCCGUCGGAUCUCGGUGUAGGCGGCCAGACACACCCAGCAGAAUUCAUGCUGGCAUCGACGACACGUCAUAUGAUCGCAACCAUGAGUCUUCUGAAUCCGCCAGCCGCAGGUUCCGCCAGGGCACUUCUUGCUGACGGUAUCGAGCAUAGCCUCGGUGGCGCGCAUUUCUUCGUCUCGGCGAUUUUGAUCGCGGACUUCCGCCUCGCGUUUCGCUUUCGCCAGUGCCUCCGCUGCCCGCUUCUCCUUGAGAGCAUGUGCGUCAUGCUCUCGUUGCUCGGCGAUCUGGCGCUCGCGCGCUUCCUCCUCCCGCUGUCUCGCUUCAUCGAUAGCCUGCUGACCACGGACGCGAUGGUCGAACUGCGCACAGGUCUCCCCGUCGUGCCAUGCACGUUGAUGUCGGACGCAUUGCUUGUGAUCGCAGGGAUGGCAAAUCAUGAAUUCAUUCUCAUCCCGAGACAGCUGACCGGCAUUGCAACCGGCGGCGAGGCACCAAUUGAACUCGGACUCUUGCGCCAGCGCAUUGCGGGUCAGGAUGCGGUCGUAGGCGGCAAAGGUCUCCGCCGAUGCGCCGCGUCGGACAUCGUUGAAUGA
Messenger RNA from Dissoconium aciculare CBS 342.82, 699 nucleotides. RefSeq lists its product as uncharacterized. The transcript has a single exon. Lineage: Eukaryota; Fungi; Ascomycota; Dothideomycetes; Mycosphaerellales; Dissoconiaceae. The record is from RefSeq and is a predicted model, not a curated record. The coding region runs from base 1 to 699 and encodes 232 amino acids.